AUGACUAGAGAAAUCGUAGGAAACUCAGACUCUGGAAAGAUCCGUAUUUUCGUGGUGAGACACGGCAAAACUGACUGGAACGCCAAAAAAAUCCUCCAGGGACAUAUCAACAUCGAUAUGAACGAUGAAGGAAAAGACCAGGCAAGAAAAUUAGGAGAACACUUUAAGGAGAUCCAACUAGACAAUGUGGUCAGCUCAGAUCUCUCGCGGUGUGUGGAAACUGCGAAAUUCAUCGUGGAUGAACAAAAGGGCCCAGAGUAUCAAGAAACCACUCAUCUUCGUGAAAGAAACAUGGGAAAAGUACAAGGGAUGCCACUCGACCAGGCACUUGCGGAGUAUGGAGAAGAUUUCCGGAAUUUCGGAGAAAAAAGCGACGCUCUCAUUCUGCGAGUAUCUGAGGUCUGGAACGGGGCUAUUAAGAACGCUAAAGUAAAAGGCCACAAGAAUGUCCUACUAUGCACCCACGGAGGUGUCAUUCGCGCCUUCAUAAACCAUUUGCACGAUGGACUUCAAUAUGGCUUGGGUAAUGGUUUGUACAGAGAGGACUUGCGGGUUCCUUACAACACCUCCAUUUCCGUGAUAGAUAUAGAUGUGGCCUCGGGCCAGGGAACAAUUCAGAAGUUUGGUGUUACCGAACAUUUGGGCGGCGAUUUUAGAGUCACUAACCAACUUUUGAGAUAG
Australozyma saopauloensis is the source of this 681-nucleotide messenger RNA. RefSeq names its product phosphoglycerate mutase. Gene Ontology annotation, cellular component: cytosol. The coding region runs from base 1 to 681 and encodes 226 amino acids. Gene Ontology annotation, biological process: regulation of pentose-phosphate shunt; negative regulation of glycolytic process. Gene Ontology annotation, molecular function: fructose-2,6-bisphosphate 2-phosphatase activity. The record is from RefSeq and is a predicted model, not a curated record. The transcript has a single exon. NCBI's taxonomy places the organism in Eukaryota, Fungi, Ascomycota, Pichiomycetes, Serinales, Metschnikowiaceae.